Pomacea canaliculata is the source of this 4536-nucleotide messenger RNA. RefSeq lists its product as uncharacterized. The transcript has 12 exons. The coding region runs from base 1567 to 4203 and encodes 878 amino acids. The record is from RefSeq and is a predicted model, not a curated record. Lineage: Eukaryota; Metazoa; Mollusca; Gastropoda; Architaenioglossa; Ampullariidae.
AUUAUUAUUGCUUAGUUACCUUAUUAAUUACCUUAAAAGAACCGGUGAUUCCCAUGCAGUGACUCACUCCUCAAACUUUAAACUUAUUUCGUUUACUAAUAAAAGUCGGGAAAGAUGACUCAAGCCAUUAAUGGAACUCAUGGUCACAGACCAGUUCGUGUCACAAGACAUUUUGACCCCUUACAUGGUAUUUUAAGUAAAAGACUAAAAGCAGGGAGUAUAUGAAGUUAAAGAAUGUAUAAGAAUGCGGGAAUAUAGGUGUUUGGUACAAUGUUAGACACAGACACUGUAUUUUCCCCAUUGAGAAUAUGAGGAAGGAACAAAGUUGUUCAUUCAAAUGCCAGUCAACCGAUUUUAAAUAUGUUAUCCAAUGAAAUGAUUUUAUAAGCACUGCAUCAAACUAAAUAAUAAUUCAAAAUAGAAAGGCUCCAAUACCCAUCACAGAUAAAGUAAAACGGGGAGACACACCCACACCCCACAUGUUAAAAAAGUUGAAAGGAAGCAUUUCACCUUCCAACUGCUUUUUCAAGAAAUACCAAGUGAUAAGGUAUCCUGAAGUGCCGAAACUAUACAUUCUUUUUAAUAUCAUUAUCAAAGUCAUGAAAUGUAGCUCCUUCUUCUUAUUCUGAGCUUUCCUAGGAUCACAUCGUCAGUACUAUUCCAACUAGUCAUAUCCGUUCCUAUCCUAUAAAUAUCCCAUCUUUCUUUUCUAAAUACGAUUCGUCGCGAUAACAUUUUCGCAAUUUUCUUCUCUGCUUUGCCCUGGGGCAGAGGAUAUCCUCCAACUAUUUCAUAGAGGGAUUUGCCUCCGCUUUUUGUACUGGCCUGAGUGUUGAAUCCGUUUCAUUACUCUCAAAAUUUAGAUGCUUUUUGACACGGAGUUUUCCAUUUUAUCCCUGAAACAGCGGCUUUCAUCCUCUACCUAACUAUGGCAAUAUAGAAAAAGCUAGUGAAUGAUCAAGUGAGGUAUUAAUACUUUGAAAUUUGCGAUCGUACAUACUGGCUAUAAGUCACCUUCACCAUUUCAUAUAGUAACCAUUGUAGUCUAGCUUGAAGCAUAUGGUUGGAUGUCUUAAUGAAAUAUAUAUCCAGCAAGAUAUUGUGUAGUAUGUGAUCGUUGUUUGCUUAAUUCCCAGUCACCUCAACCUACAUAAAAAUGUUGAAACUCGAUUCCCGAAGUGAAACAAGAAACGGUAUCCUAAAUACAAGUUCUACGCAAAUGCACAACAUGGCGAGUUUCUCAAAAACUGAAGAAGCACCUCAGUAAUUUUCGAAAAGAAAAACAAGAAGAAGUAUUCUCCACACAACUUGUUUAAGCUGCCGUCAAUUUUUAGGCUCGUGAGUCACCUCAACCGACAUAAAAGAGUUGAAACUCAAAUACGGAAGUGAAACAAGAAACGCUGUGCUAAAAUAGGUUCUAGGCAAAUCUACAUCAUGGCAAGUUUCUCAAAAACUGAAGAAGCGCCUCAGUAGUUUUCGAAAAGAAAAACAAGAAGAAGUCCUCUGCACGCAAUUUGUUUGAGCUUCCGUCAUUUUUUCAGACUCGUGAGAGUGACAUCCAAUACGAUGGAAGGAGGUGGAAGAUCACGUGACAUUUAUACCUCUAGCACGUCAUUUCCGCUUUGUCUCAUUGUCUCUACUUUACUCUUGAGCCUUCAAAUCUCAUUGAAUUCAAGAGCUUUAGCACAAGAUAAGACAAGUUGCCAUGUUACAAGUGUGAAGGAGAAUGAACCGACAACAUUCACAUGUAUCUUCAGUGUUGACCUCAGGGUCACGAGACAAGACGUCAAAGUCAUCCAUCAAAGCAACACAGAAACUGAUGUCGUCAGCUGCACGUGGAUAAACAAAAAACCAUCGUGCACCUCAGUCCCGGGGUUUGAAGUAAACAACACAAUCACUGAUCGUCUGACAAUCAAAGUACCCCGGGCUACUCUCGAGUACAAUGGGACGUACGUGUGUCACCUACAAGGCUCUCAGUCUGAACACUUUGAGUCAUGUGACUUUAUUGUAAUGACAGGUUCAGCUACUACCACACCAGUGGGAACUAUCGUCGCUGUAACUGUUGGAGUAAUAACAGCCGUGUUAGUUACCGUAACCGUGAUCAUUGCUUUCAUCAUCAGAAAACGCAGAUCGCGCAAACCAUCGGAAGCGAAAAAUCGUAAGGAAACGAAGCCAAUGAUACAAACCCCCUCACAGGAUGUCGUUAAAACUACAAAGAACUUCUUGACUGACCUCUCCAAUGGUUUCCGGAAGACAUAUCCCGAGUAUAACACAAAAUCCUAUGUUGUGCCGCCGUUGUACUUCAAUGACAACACAUAUGAACUGACCACCUUUGCUGGAGAAGACGUGUACAUCACUAACCCCCCCGAUCAACAAACUGUGAAGCACGACAUGGCCAUGGGUCGGGUCUUGAAAAAUCUUAACCUUCUAGCAAUUUUUGAAAGUGAAGUGAUGUUUGUCAUAUCGCAGUUCGACUACAAGAAGUACUUGGCUAAUCCUACGAACGAGUUCGCUGAUCACAGUUUACCAAUGCCUGGUGAACUGAGGAAGUCUGACAAACACUACGGAGACUUUGACAUCCUUAUCAUUCAUCGACAUCACGGGCUGGUGGUCGGGGUGGUGAAGACUUGUUCUGGUGGGUGUCAAAAUAAUGAGGUAGAGGUAGAGGAUACAACCCAGAUGGUGGUCGAGGAGCUGAAACAAGGCUGUAAACAACUGGACGAGGCAGAGAAAAUGUUACAACAUCUUCUGUCAGAUCGCAUAACUAAUCAAAACCAACAAAUGCAGGUUCAAAAAUUAUUAAUUCUGCCAAAUCUUUGGGAAGAACGUCUAAGGAUUGUCCUGAAUGAAGACCAAGAUGUGGCACAAAAUUUAAAGAAGUGUCUUGGAUUUCCGGAGACUGCUGACAUUUCUAACAAAUGUCUCUGUGGCGAUCAUAUGUGGAGUCCAGAUAGACAGCAAAAUAUUAAAAAGUGGUUCAACAGUCGAUUUCCUGAAGCACAGAACAAAGCAUUCGCUAGCGACGACGAGUACGCUGAUAAAGUUGCAAGGUUCUGUGGACCUGCAACCAUUUGGUCUUUGAACAUUCCGGAUCAUCAAAGUGGCAUCUUACCCAAGACACUGGAAGACUGUGUGUGGAUGACAGGUGAGCUGUUCACCAAGCCAAUACUACAGCCCCAGCAGUGGGAGAUACUAAACACAAACAGUCCUCGGGUCUUCCUCUCGGGGCCGCCAGCUUCAGGGAAGACGAGGAUGCUGGUGUUGGCAGGCAAACGAUGGAUGUCCGACGGUCACAAGGUUCACGUGGUUUCCACUGGAAGAAAGAGUCGAGCAGCAAGUCAUGUGAUUUACACAGAGCUGUCGAUGGCCUCCAAAGAAAUGUCAGGAUCGUGUGAACUGAUAACUUUCGAGAAAGAAGAUACAAAAGAAAGGAUCGACAAACUUUUGAAGCUUGCUAAAACUAUGUACAUCAUAGCUGAUGAGGCUUACAAUGCUAAAAGCUCAAGUUUUAAGGAUUUUGUUGAUGGUCUCCGAAAGGAAGUCCCAAAACUCCAUCUAUGGGCUGCCAGUUGUUUACCAAACAUCGCCCCGCAGUGCUGCGAGCCUUACCUCUUUAAAGACAGUUUUACUUGUCCACCUGCAAUCUUAGCGAGAUUUGAUGUGUCACAACUUGCCGACAAGAAUACUGUCGACUUUUGGAGGUAUGACAGCAGAACCACAGCGCCCACGGAUGGUCCGACAGUAAUAGAAGUUUACCAUGAUGACAAAGGUCACAAUGGUGACUAUCCACACGACUGCAAGACAUGUGCCAACGAAGUCAUGAAAUUACUUCAAACCCUUUGCGUCAUUAAAUCAGUUGGUGCCAACCAAAAGGUCGAAGGACAGCCCAAGCUGUUGAGUAAAGACAUCCUGGUUCUGUGUGAAAAUGAUGGAGAGACAGCUGUGAGUGCUGCACUGAAGAAGUCAGGAGUGAGUGUGAAGACAGUGGACGAAAAGAACCGUGAACAAGUUUUCGAAGCCAACAACAAUGUAGUGUGGGAAGCUAAGGGUCAACACAUGUUCGGCAUCAAACGGAAAGUCGUGGUUUAUGUAGAAGGAAAUCCAAAGGAUAAACACAAAAUGUCUGUCGACCUCAAACGAUUGCGAGGUGUCACUAGUGCAACAUCUCAGCUGAUCUGGUUGGUAGGAUGUCAGAAGAGUUAAACAGUUUCUGCAGUGAAAGUGUAUUUGUCUAACUGACAGACACUUUGUAUUGGGUGACAACCAGGGCUUGUACAUAUAUUGAGUGGAUGUAAACUACCAAGAAACACUUCUGUCCAUUUUUUUUUAACUUUUCCUGGUGUUUUAUAUAUUUGUUCACUUUUUUGUUCUUCAUUUGUUCUUUUUUUUCUGCGCAAUGAGCAUUCUUCGGAAUGGAUACCUGCGCAUUACAAAUCGACAUCAUCAUCAUCAUGUAAGAAACAUGCGUUAGGAUUUGCAUUCAUUUAAUCGCUUAAUUCACUCAAUGUGUUUACUAUAAUAUGCUCUUCUAUAGAA